Gastrolobium bilobum is the source of this 2002-nucleotide messenger RNA. Its product is annotated as protein LONG AFTER FAR-RED 3. Bases 96 to 1823 code for a protein of 575 amino acids. The record is from RefSeq and is a predicted model, not a curated record. NCBI's taxonomy places the organism in Eukaryota, Viridiplantae, Streptophyta, Magnoliopsida, Fabales, Fabaceae. Gene Ontology annotation, molecular function: hydrolase activity, acting on carbon-nitrogen (but not peptide) bonds. The transcript is spliced from 15 exons.
CGAGUGGCAGUUGCCGGCAGGAGAAUUGUGUUGCUAACUACAAGAGUCAGAAAGAGAAGGUGAGAAAGCGGAAGAGUGGUUAUUGGUUUCUCCAAAUGAACUCUCUUCAUAUAUUUGUCUCUGCUUCAAUCGUCUUCUUCCUCUCAUUUCUCUCUCUGCCUCUUCUCGACCCAACUUAUUUUUUGGCUUGGAAGUCACCAUUGUCUCACCCAGUGGCUGAUUUGGUUUUGAGGAAUGGGGUGAUAUAUACCAGUGAUGAACAUGUCCCAUUUGCAGAGUCCAUGGCAGUGGCCAAUGGAAGGGUUCUUCGUGUUGGCAAUCAUUCAUUUGUUCAGGAGUUGGCAGGUUAUGGAACUCAAGUGUUGGAUCUUAAUGGGAAAGUUGUGGUUCCUGGGUUUAUUGAUUCCCAUGUGCAUUUCAUCAAUGGUGGAUUGCAGAUGAUGCAGGUGGAACUGAGAGGUGUGAAUGCAAAGGAAGAAUUUAUCAGAAGGAUCAAAGAUGCUGUUCAAAGCACAAAAAAAGGUUCCUGGAUUUUGGGCGGUGGAUGGAACAAUGAUCUAUGGGGAGGAGAUCUGCCAGAUGUCUCUUGGAUCGAUGAUAUUACUCCUAACAAUCCUGUUUGGCUUUCAAGAACGGAUGGUCACAUGGGCUUGGCUAAUUCAGUGGCCCUAAAGUUGGCUGGGAUUACAAAUUUAAUUGAUAAUCCAAGAGGAGGAACUAUUAUGAGGACUGCCAAUGGAGAUCCUACUGGACUCCUAAUUGAUUCUGCAAUGACACUUGUUUCCUCCCAGAUUCCAGAGGAUUCAGUAGAUGAUAGGAGAGAGGCGUUGCUUAGAGCAAGCAAUCUUGCUCUGACAAGGGGGGUGACAACGGUUGUUGAUAUGGGAAGAUAUUAUCCGGGGGUUUCAGCAGAUCUUUCUUGGGAGGAUUUUUCAGAUGUUUAUCAAUGGGCCAAUUCUAUGUCAAAAAUGAAAAUUAGAGUCUGCUUAUUUUUUUCAAUGGAGACAUGGUCACAUUUAGUGGAUGUGAUUAAUAAAAUGGGCCAUGCCUUGAGCGAAUGGAUUUAUGUGGGCGGUGUCAAAGCUUUUGCCGAUGGGUCUUUGGGUUCCCACAGUGCAUUGUUUUAUGAGCCAUAUGUUGAUGAGCCUGACAAUUAUGGCCUACAAGUGACUGAACCUGAAGCUCUUCUCAACAUGACCCUGGAGUCAGAUUUACAUGGUCUACAGGUUGCUAUUCAUGCUAUAGGGGACAAAGCAAAUGACCUUAUCUUGGACAUAUAUGGUUCAGUUGCUUCUACAAAUGGAAUGAGAGAUCGAAGAUUUAGGAUUGAGCAUGCCCAGCAGUUGGCAUCUGGAACUCCAGGCCGAUUUGGCAAACAAUGGGUUGUUGCUUCCAUGCAGCCAGAUCAAUUGUUGGACGAUGCUGACUCUGCUAGUAAAAAGCUUGGCAAGGAUAGGGCAGAAAAGGAAUCAUAUUUAUUUCGGUCACUCCUAGAUAACAAUGCAUUACUGGCAUUUGGUUCUGACUGGCCAGUGGUAGACAUCAAUCCCUUGAGUGGUAUUAAGACAGCUCUGAGAAGGAGGCCUCCCACUUGGGAAAAUGCAUGGAUUCCAUCAGAGUGCAUUUCAUUAGAUGAUGCAAUAAAGGCUUACACCAUUUCUGCUGCACGAGCAUGCUUCCUUGACAAUGAUCUAGGGUCCUUAUCUCCAGGGAAACUGGCAGAUUUUGUCAUAUUAUCCACUGAUUCAUGGAAAGACUUUGCUGAAGAAGCAUCUGCAUCGGUUGAGGAAACAUAUGUUUCUGGUGUAAGAGCAUAUCCUUGAAGGUGUUUCAUGUUCAGUUAGAUAACCAAAAUUUUCACACUAAAUGUACACAAAGGAUGGUUGCAGUGGUAGUUUUGGGUUCAGAUAAACUCAAUUUGCUUAAGUGGCACGUCUCAUAGUAAAUGAAACAAAAAAGGGUCCAUAUUUUAUGUCAGCCUGAAAACAUUUGGAUCAUCAUG